Messenger RNA from Symbiodinium necroappetens, 2278 nucleotides. Lineage: Eukaryota; Dinophyceae; Suessiales; Symbiodiniaceae. The record is from the annotation of a GenBank genome assembly.
AUGGUUGAGGCCAGCCUCGCUAAAGGCAGCUCGGACCUCCGCUUUCUGCUAACGCACCAUAAGGUGACGGCCGAUGUGCAAGCUAAGCUCUAUGAUAACAGCAUUGACACGGUUGCUAAGUUCGCUGCUUUCGUCAGCGACGCAGCCGACCUCCGAGAGGUGCUAAAGACCGACCUGGGCAUCGACCCCGCUAGCUCCCUGAGCCUCCGAGCUCAGGCGGCUUCCUUGAUGGCUUUCGCUACCCAGUUUGGGGACCUGGAGGAUAAGCACAUCCCCGCUAAGGAAUACAUCGAGAAGAAGCUGCACGAGCUAGAGACCGGGGAGUUCCGCGCGGAACCGCUAACGGAGGUCAUCAGUCGGGACGAAGUCGAUCCCGACGUGCUACUUCCCCGCUGGAACGCUAGUGGAACCCUUUCCAUUGCAAAGGGGGGUUCCCGCACGGCAGCUCCGUCUGGUCCGGAACAGCUACGACUCCGUCUCACCGUGCUACAGAACGCCUUGAUCAUGAUCAAGCUGAAGCACCCUGGGCGGGCUGAGCUAGCAGAUGUCACCUUCGCGGUCUUCGAGCGCUACAAGGACUACCUCCUGGGAGACUACUGCUACGGCCUCCGCUCCAGCGAGGAGUCAGGAUCUCUGAUCCCGCCCUGGCCGCUAAUCCUCAGCUAUGAGCAUGCUAUCCGCAAGCAUGCCUACAAGCUCAUGGCUACGGAUGGUCGCCCCUUCGGCGAGGCGCUCGCCAAGGCAUACAAAGAGGCUACUGUCAAGGAGAGGCACUUCACCACGCCCCUCGCGCUACAUGCCAAGCGGCCGAACCCCUCCGUACCCCCUCCCCCGCUAAACCCCUACCAGCGCGACCCCAAGAAGGGGAAAGGCAAGCUGGGCAAGGGCAAGGACAAGCAGCCGACCAAGUUCGGCACGCUAGCAGGCACGUCCAGCCGGACCCCCGAUGGCAAACCCAUCUGCUACCGUUUCAACGCUAAGGGCGGCUGCAAAAAGGGCGACAAGUGCCACUUCGCCCACGUGUGCCUGCACUGCUUCGCUAAGCACCCGGCCACACAGUGUCCCACGCUAAAGAACAAGAAGGACGACAAGCAGCAGGUGCUACGUGUGCUCUACUUGUUUGCGGGAGCUAAGAGACCGUGGGACAUGGCUACCUGCGUCAAGGAGACGGCCUCGGCCUGGGGUUGGGACGCUACAAUCGAGUGCGUGGAUAUUUGCAGAAGCGCAAAGAUGGACCUCACCAAGUCCGCGCUACGGCAGAGCUACCUGGACAAGAUCCAAGCCAAAAGUUUCGAUGCUAUACUUCUCUCGCCGCCCUGCUCCUCGUUUUCGAGGGCACCCUUUGCUAACCACCGCGGGCCCCGACCGGUCCGUUGCUACGAGCAUCCGCGCGGCAAGGAUACGCUAACAGCCCGCGAGCGGGAUAGGGCUAUACUGGGCAACCUCUUCGCCGACUUCGCUUGGGACGUGGCUACCUUGGUGGCGCAAGGCGCUGCUAGCUUCCUCGCGUUCGAGCAGCCGGAGGGGCUCUUCGCUACCUCUGGCUCCGAGCGCUGGCCGCCUCGCCUCUGCCAGUGGCUAGCCGGCGUGCUGGUGGAGACCUGCCUGGACCCUGCUACGACUGCUACGGAGGGGGAGGUCCAGGAACAGCGCAACGACGAGAACCUCAGCUACACUGUCAACGAGCCCGAGGGCCACAAGGACUACCAUGACGGCGGAGGCCUCUGCUCGCCGGGACGCUGGAAACCUGAAAACAGGCUGCUCAGGGGGAUGCUUGAGGCGGCCGGCGACCCCGACCGGGAGUUCCUCCGUCGAGCAGAGGAAGGGCUACCGCUAGGCAUCCUGGAGCCGCUACCGCGCACUCCGCAUGUGUUUGAAGAACAGCUGAAGUGGCCUCUCGAGAACGCUCCGUGGGAGGCCUCGCUAGCAUGGGUUCCGAACUACUCCUCCGUAGAAGAGCACCUGGCUUUUGCUAAGGAGAAGUUUGAUGAGGACGUCGAGGAGGGCCUCAUGGCUAGAAUGACGCUCCGGGAAUUCAAGGAGCGCUACGGUGAGAACUCCGCCAUCGCUAGUCUCGCUAUCAUCGUGGAGGAUGAGCUAAAGGAUAAGAAACGCAUCAUCCAUGACGCUACCCACGGGGUCCGGGUGAACCACCGGAUAAAGUGUCGAGACAAGAUACGCGCGCCCGGUGCUAGGGAGAAGAAGCAGCUACUCCGAGAGAUGAUAGACGAGAAUCGGGUAGCUUUCUCCGUGGUGGGCGAUAUUUCCAAAGCCCACC